CGUAAAGUCUCAAGUUUGAAACCCUAGUGUCUGUCAAGAAUCAAAUAAAAAAAGAAAUAUUAGUAAAUAUUUUUCACACAACCCUCAACUUAUUCGUUGUAAUGUGUAUAAACACUGAAAUGGUUUUAUAAUACAAAUUAUUAACUAUGAUUUAAGUGGUGCUAUAUCUCAUAUAACUGUUAGCAUAAUUGUAAUAAAGAUUCAUCAAUAUGAGUAGAUGCUGUGUGGAACGAUGCCCAAACACAAAUGAAGAUAAAAUUUACUUUCCUUUCCCAGCGAGCAAGACGCUGCUGCGGAAGUGGCUGGACGUGACGCCGACCAAGGGAAGGAUCACCAUCGACUCGGUCAUCUGUCAUCAGCACUUCAAGGAGGACGAGUACGACUUCAUCCGUGGGAAGACCAGGCUCAAGGCGAAGGUCGUCCCGAGCGUGUUCGAUUUAAGAAAGUCGCCGUCGCCCCAAAGAGAAGCAACACAGAACAUUGUCGACAUCAAUGACGAGAUACCCGCAGCCACCAUAGACAAGAACACGUUGAAGACUGUAAGCACCAUAGACAAGAAUAUAGAGACGGAAAACAGUAAACACCAUGAACCGAACGGAGACGUUAUCGAACGACUAGUAGCAAACUCGUCACAAGACAACGAAGCACACAAAGACAUAGAAGACAUUAUAACGAACUAUCAAAUAAAACAGAUAAGACCUAUCAACAGGGAAACGGAAACGGAAAAGGAAGGAGAAGUAGAGAAAGAGGGAGAAGAAAGAAGAGAAAAAGAGAUACAGAACGAGGAGAAUGACGUGGUGACGAUAGAAGACGCCGCGCCCGUCUACAUAGAAGUUAACGUAGACAAAGGUAGCGACGUGGUCGGCGACUGUAUGAUGGUGCUGGAGAGCGUCCAGUGCGAGGUGGACCCCGGCCUGUUCGAGGAACAGGACAACGACCACGACCUGGACAGAGACUCGGAUGUCAUCGACCUUGGAGAGAGGAAGGAGGAUCCUAUAAGUCUGCUGACGUCCAGCGACGAGGACGAGGUCGUCAUAGAGGAACCUCACAUCGACACUGUGGAGGUGUCCGACGGAGACUCGGAGCACGACCUCGAGGAGGAGGACGAUCUGCCGCUGGUGAAGCUGGUGCCGCACGGACACCGGAACAGGAAGUGGCCGCUCUACCAGUACUACUGUGUGGAGUGCGGCUUCACCACCGACGACAGGACGGAGUACAAGAAGCACAGGAGCGAUCACACCACCGUCCUGGAGGUGUGCCAAGUGUGCGGCUACACGACGGCCAGCAAGGCGCAGUUCGGCAGACACAAGAGGAAACACAAAGACGAGAAGAAAUACAAGUGUCACCUGUGCGACUACAGGGCGAGGCACAACAUGAGCCUCAUAUACCACCUCAAGUCGCACGAGCGGGUCAUAGUGAACGGCAAGGACGGGUACCAGUGCAGCAAGUGUAGCUACCGGAGCAACGUGAAGAGCAGUCUGGUGAGGCACGUCAGGAUGUGCGGGGGCAGGUUCGCCUGCGAGGGCUGCGACUACAAGACCAAGAGGGAGAGCGACCUGCGGAAACACCGGCUGCGGAGACACGCCGCCUCCAGGAGAAUACACAAGUGAUACACUGCAGGCUGGGUCGCGCUCAGCAUUGUGGGUAGUUGUAUAAUUUAUGAAGCUCAAUUUCUAUGUACCUUCCGUGAAGCGCAGGACGUCGUGUAAAUAUUGUACAUCAUGUAAAUAAAACAUACAAAAUA
Messenger RNA from Danaus plexippus (monarch butterfly), 1744 nucleotides. Its product is annotated as zinc finger protein 3 homolog. The transcript has 7 exons. NCBI's taxonomy places the organism in Eukaryota, Metazoa, Arthropoda, Insecta, Lepidoptera, Nymphalidae. The record is from RefSeq and is a predicted model, not a curated record. Gene Ontology annotation, biological process: regulation of transcription by RNA polymerase II. Gene Ontology annotation, molecular function: RNA polymerase II cis-regulatory region sequence-specific DNA binding; DNA-binding transcription factor activity. The coding region runs from base 210 to 1610 and encodes 466 amino acids.